Messenger RNA from Eptesicus fuscus (big brown bat), 3218 nucleotides. RefSeq names its product GID complex subunit 4 homolog (gene GID4). Gene Ontology annotation, cellular component: extrinsic component of membrane; GID complex. NCBI's taxonomy places the organism in Eukaryota, Metazoa, Chordata, Mammalia, Chiroptera, Vespertilionidae. The transcript is spliced from 8 exons. Gene Ontology annotation, biological process: proteasome-mediated ubiquitin-dependent protein catabolic process; protein catabolic process in the vacuole; negative regulation of gluconeogenesis. The coding region runs from base 112 to 987 and encodes 291 amino acids. The record is from RefSeq and is a predicted model, not a curated record.
AGCCAGCGCGUGCGCGCCCGGCCCCUCCCUCCCCGCCGCCCUCCUCGGCUCCCGCGCGGCGGCGGCGGUUCCUCUCCCCCUCCCCCAGCCCUGGCUCCGGGGGACCCCGCGAUGCCGGUCCGCACUGAGUGUCCCCCACCGGCCGGUGCCUCGGUCGCCUCCGCGGCCUCGCUCAUCCCUCCGCCGCCCAUCAACACGCAGCAGCCCGGCGUGGCCACCAGCCUGCUCUACAGCGGCUCCAAGUUCCGCGGCCACCAGAAGAGCAAGGGGAACUCGUACGACGUAGAGGUGGUGCUGCAGCAUGUGGACACGGGGAACUCUUACCUUUGUGGGUACCUGAAGAUUAAAGGCCUUACUGAGAAAGUGCAAUCUACUGCGUUCCCAUCUUCCUUGUCUGCUGGAGAUUCAGAACUUACCUGUGAGAAUCGUCCAGAUUCCUUUUUGAGCAAUCAACACCGAAGUGAAGUCACAGAAGGGCUCUCUGCUCUGGCAAAGCCCGAAGCCCAGGGCUCCCCGUCUCGGCCCCUCCAUUCCAGUGUCCACAGCAUCGACAGACCGCUGGCCGAACUCUGCUUAUUGUUGGAGUAUCCAACCCUUACGACCUUCUUUGAAGGAGAAAUAAUCAGCCAAAAACACCCUUUCUUAACUCGAAAGUGGGAUGCGGAUGAAGAUGUUGAUCGGAAACAUUGGGGCAAGUUUCUGGCUUUUUAUCAGUAUGCAAAAUCAUUUAAUUCAGAUGACUUUGAUUAUGAAGAGCUGAAGAAUGGGGAUUAUGUCUUCAUGCGGUGGAAGGAACAGUUCCUGGUCCCAGACCACACAAUCAAAGACAUCAGCGGUGCUUCCUUUGCCGGGUUCUACUACAUCUGCUUCCAGAAGUCGGCAGCCUCCAUAGAGGGCUACUAUUACCAUAGGAGCUCAGAAUGGUAUCAGUCGCUCAACCUAACGCACGUUCCUGAACACAGCGCACCCAUCUAUGAAUUCCGGUGACAGUGGUUCAGAACAGCAACCAAAUAAAACUGAACUUGGCAAAAAAGAACUUUGCCAAGAAAAUUGUGUGCUUGCUGGAACCAGGAGAACAUGUGCCCGUUUCUUCAUGGGCGAUACGUCAGACCGCAUGGAUGUCAGCCCACGGGGCAGGCCGGCCGCGGCAGGGGGUUGGCUCCAUUCUCCUCCCUCUCUGUGGCAGUUUGCUCCUAACCUGUUCUUAAGCUACCUUAUAUGCACUUUCCUUCCUGCACAGCUAACUUCUGUGUCACUGAAAUGCCCAUCUUCUCUCCAUCCCUGCCUCCAGCCGAGUAGAAGGUCAGCCCGGUCACCCUCAGCCUUGGUGCUCAGUGGUCCUCACCAAGACCCCGCCCCCAGUGGCUCAUUCUGGGUGCUCAAGAGCCCAGCACGAGGUGCUGCCUGAGCUCCGAGCAGGGAGGGGGCAGCUGCAGCGGCGUCCGCCAGAGAAACGCGCCUGAGUCCCCUGGCGCUGCCCAGCGCGUGAGGGCCGCACCAAGCUGGUCGUGGCUGGCAGGCACUCUGGGCCUGCAUCAGGGGUCACUCAGUGUAAGGCUUCCAGGUCCGUGGCAGGAACAGAGGCCAGUCCUGCUUACUCAGCACAUUUGCUCCAAACUUUUGAACUUGAGGGCAAUACUAAACUUUUUUAAAAAGUUUUUUUUAUUGCAAAAUUAUUUUUAUGAUCCCUUUAACAAGGACCUUAUGGUAAAGGCACAAUUAUCCAGAAUUACAUUUUAUUGUUUUCACAUUGAAAACAGCAAAUGUUGACUUAGUAAUUUUUAUACCUAUAUCUAUAUGUAAAUGUAUAUUUAAUCAACCAGCAGUUUGAAACUGGUUGUCCUGGUACAAAAGUUUUGCAGCAUUGCGUAAAGUAAAAUGCUAAAUGUGAGGACUGUUUGGGGGGCCAGUUUAGCAUUUGUAGCUCCUCCUUUUGCUACUCGGAACAGCAGUGCUUCAUGGUGAUCUCUCUCAUCCACAGAAGGGCCUCAUUCUCCUAACAGCGACUGAAAUGUUGGGACGGGGAGGGGCAGGGACAUGAACAUGCUCAAGUAACUCGAGGCUCACGUGCCAAACAUGCUCCGAAGCAUCACCUGCGUUUUGCAAGCUCCUUGAAGGAUACACGCCUCACGCAGGGCACUGGGAGGUGAGGCCACCCUGCAUCUGUCAGGGCCUCCGCGUGGCUCUGAGAGGUCCGUGGGUUGGUGGGUGGGUUGCAUAGCCAGGGAAGGACAUUUGCAAACAUCGAUGGUGCUCAGCUAGCCAGAUGGGUUCUAUGUAGGAUUUCUUUCUUCCUUUUUUAGCCACGUAAUGAAGUGCACCAGUUGUAUUGGGGAAAAUGAAGAAGUGAUACCUUUGUUAGAUCUUUCGGACACAACUGUGAUGAAGAUUUGUCCGCGUAAAACCUGCCCAUUGAGGACAAGGAAGGGAUUGUUUUCUGCCUCCUCUCAGUAACCCCUGUGCCAUCCACAUGGACUCCUUUUCUCUUGCUCAUUCCCGAAGGCACUUUGGGGCUCACCUCCAUCUGCAGGUACUCUUUCUGGAGCCUUCUCAGUGGUUUCGUGCCUCUGGUAUGAUGUGCACUAUUUUUGUUGACACUUGUAUUCGUCAUUGGGGAGUGAGUGCAGAUUUCCUACAUCUUCCUCUGCCCCAAGCAAGCCUGCCGAGAGGCGUUCAUUGCACUGCUCAGAAAGCUUCCCUCGGGUGGUCCCGGCCUGUCGCUCUGUUGUGCUGGAAUUAUCCUCCCUCCCACCCUCCCACCCUCCCCAGCUCCUCGGCGGCAGCCCAGAAGUACCCCGCGCUGCGGCCGGAGCAGAUGUCCGUCGGCGCGGUUCUGUUGGUAGUGUGGAAUUACAAACUCCAGGGGCUUCCAAUGUCAUCUGCUUUCAGAAACAGGGAAUGUCUAGUCUCUUUAAGGCCUUGAAUUGAUUUUUUCCUCAUAAAAUAGUCUGAUAAGCUAAUUUUUAAAAAGAAAUGCCAUUAAGUAUGUUGCAUUGUGGUUUAAAAUAACUAAUGAGUUCUGAAAAAGAAAAAUAAUAUUUCAUUUUGAGUUAUAUGUUUUUAAAAAUUAGAUGUGAAUGGGUGCAAAGUACGAAUAUUUUGUCUUUUUAGGGAGGAUGUGUGGAAAAGGUUUGAGGGUUUGGGAUGGGAGAAGUAUUUUGCAGAGCUAUCAAUGUCCAAAUAAUUUUUUUUAAAUAAUAAAGGUAUUUAAGCAGUGA